Molecule: messenger RNA, 4762 nt
Organism: Zeugodacus cucurbitae (melon fly)
Lineage: Eukaryota; Metazoa; Arthropoda; Insecta; Diptera; Tephritidae
Product: nose resistant to fluoxetine protein 6-like
Exons: 7
Coding region: 2046-4442 (798 amino acids)
Molecular function (GO): acyltransferase activity, transferring groups other than amino-acyl groups
Source: RefSeq, a predicted model, not a curated record
UAGCAGAAAUAAGAAACAAAUCAUCCAAAUAUGAAUGGCGCGCAUGCGUUCGAACUCUUCACUGUCGGAUGUAUCUGUAAUCCAACAUAUGUAGGCACGAACAACUGUAAUUAUGCGGCUAAUCACCGAUCUCGGCAGCUGCAGCUUGCUGCGCUUCUUCGCCUUUAUGCCAUUCCACCACGCUCGUGGGUAAACAAAAGGCCGAGCGCGUUACCGUAAAUCAAGCAAUCCAAAACUUUAAACGCUGCGCUGUUACACAAACAAAACGGAGCGAAAAAAAUGAAAUAAACAACGACAAGUGGAGAGCUCGAGUGUCGAUGGUGCGUUGGAGCCAGCUCCGGGUCAGCUGUGCGGAUCUCAAUGUAUAAUGUGGUCAGCGGUGUAUGAUUGAAUGCAGUUCGAAAAUUAAAGGUUUUCAAAGCAUAAACUGUGAUAGCUAUAAUUACUUAUGAGUGUCGUCCGUGCAGAGGCUGUGUGGAGCGAAGCGAAUGCCGGAGCGCGUGAGUAAAUGCGAGGAUGGUGUCAGCAGCGAGUCGUCGUCGAUAAGAGACGCUUACAAGUGUGCUGGUGUUGGUGUCAAAGUCGACACAUGCACAAGUCGGAGUUGCGGAUCUUUAUGCGGAGACCUUUUUUAAUUGCGGCUCACUCCCUACGCAGCGGCGGCGACGGAGUACCGACGCAACGCAACGCCGACGUAAGCCAGAAACUUUAUAAAAGUUUGAGCGUAACGCUAGUGCGCAGCAUUUGCACGGAAUAACUCGCGGUACGCGGUACGCGCUCCAAGUCAACGUCAAUGAAGAAAUAAUAAUAAAAAAAGUAAAUAAAAAAGUAAAAAAAUAUAAAAAAAAAUCGUACGUGCGAAAAGAAAAUAAAAGUGUACGGAAUUCAGUGUGUUUGUUGUAAAAAAGCUACAACAAAGAAAUAAAAAAUAAAAAAUUUUGUACGGUUUGCAUUUGGUAGUGAAAGAAGUCGAAAAUAUGCAAUGAAUGUGUCGGAUGUUUGAAGGCCAAAGACAACAACUAAAAAUUUACACAAAAUAUAAUAAUUACAACAACAACAAUAAAAUAAUCACUACAACAACAAUACGCAUACGCCACUUAGUGACAAACAUUUCGACGGCGUUAAUUUGUUGCAAACUAAAUGGUAAUUGUCAUAAUAGCAACAGCAACAGCAACAGCAACAACAACAACCCUAACAACAAUACAACCGACAGCAACUGUCAUAAACGGCUUAACGCAACGCAACCAAAAAAAAAAAAAAACCAUCAGCAAAAUGAUGAGUGAAUAAAUAUUUAUUUAAAUGAGCGCACAAUGAAAUACCAUUUCAGCUGCAUUGCUUAAUCGAUACUCACGAAAAAGUAAAAAGAAAAUAAAUAAAAAACUCAUAAAUAAAUUACGUACAGUGCAGUGGGCAGGCAGACAAACGGAGAGUCGUGUGACAGCGUAUGUUUUUGGGAAAGGCCAAAAAGACACCAACAGACAACAAAAAUGUCGCAUCAAUUGCGCUAAUAUUCGAGACCAUUAAACGCGUUUACAUAUAUACCAGCAUAUAGUUGCUUUAUAUACAGUUAUAUUUAUGUAAUAACUAACAAAAUAUACCGUUAUUGUCAAAGAACCUUACAUGCAAACGGCGUUGUCAGUGCGCAAAUCGAACGCCAACUGCCUAGUUCUUGCCAAACCAAUAAGCGGCAAACAGUUUGAGAGCCCACGUGUGUUGUGUGUGCGGGCAGAAAGCGAAAGCAAGUGAAAUGUCUAAUUGAACUUUAAUUUAGAAAGAAUUUGUUAAAUUAUAUGCGUGUUUAAAAAAUUGUAAAAGAAAAUUGUAACAAAUUAAAUUAAUAAAAAUUAUUAAAACAAAAAUAAUAUAAAUUAAAAUAUUUAUUUUUAAGUGCUGACUCAAUUUGCUAUCAAGUUAAAUCGGUUGUAAUAAACAAUUGCUGCUGAAUUUGCUGUUUCGAGUAACCAGCAGCAGUGGACGGACUGCGCUUAGCUGUAAUUUUUGAAACUAAAAAUCAUAUUCCGCAAAGCCUGUGUACCCACAAAAAGAUGGCCGCCCGCGUUCCGAGCUCCAACUACAGCGCGUUGCAGCGAAAUUUGCUAAUUUUAACUUGUUGCAUUUUCGUUACCUCUCAACUAGUUGUUGUUGCACAACAUAACAACUCCGUUUACUAUGCAAAUCACAACAGCAGCGACAAUCCAACAACACCUCCACACGCCUACAACAACAACUUGAAUGCCAGUGAUAAAGCCUUUCCAGCGUCUAUUGAAUUCACUCAAACUUUGAACUCCAGCUCAUACAGUUAUGAUGAGUAUGAAGACGAUUUGGUUAUGGACUUCAGAGAUAAGGAUUACGAGUUAUACGAAUAUCUGCGACGCACCUCGGUUAUAUUCGGCUUGGCUACCAUGGUGAAUGGCAGUAAUGUGAAUAGCGCUUGCAGUCGACAAAUGAGACACAUUCAAAUGGGGAUCCUGCAUAAAGAGCCGUGGGCUAUGAAAGUACUCGACGCUUCGGCAACCAAACCGUCCGGUUUCGUUUUUGGCCAAAACUUUUGGUUGGGCAGCCGUGAAGCUUGUGGCGCUGUCAAGAAUCCAGUCGCCAUCACACUCUCAAAGAACUAUCAACGGAUCAUGCAUUUUGCGCUUAUCACUGAGCGUGCACCCUUCGAUGUGGACUAUCGUGUCGUGUACUUGCGUCAUCACUCACCCUGGCAGGUGGAAAUCAAAAUGAUGUCGGAGGAAAUAAUACACGUUGGUCUGUGUUUACCCAGCGUUUGUGCGUCUCAUGAAAUCGAGGAGUUGACACGCGCAUAUCUGGAACGUGGUCUCUUCAUUGAGAAUGACAUUUACGAUAUACAACCACAGUUGGUUUAUGUGAAAGAUCUCAAGUUGAAUAAGAGUUUCUUCGAAAAGCGCACAUUCAAGAUGAUGUCGGUAUUUUUGGCAUUCACAAGCUUAUUGUUGUUGGUCGCAGCAUUUCUUCGCGUGAAACCAAUUGUGGAGGCAAAACGAGUGGAGAAUAUGUCGAAGGUUACGCAAGAUAGUGCGAAUGUUGUUGCACAAGAAUUACUACCCACUAAAGACACCAGCGAUCCACCGAACUCAGUCGCUAACUCAGCUGAUUACAGCUCGCUCUCGAAUUUGCGUGAUUUUGUGAAAUGCUUCGAUGUUUUGGACAAUUAUGAUAAAAUGUUUACGGUUAGAGAAAAUUCCACGAGUGAGAUUCCCGUUAUAAAUGGCUUGCGUUCGGUUUGUGCGAUGUGGAUUGUACUGUUCCAUGUGUUCUGGUACAUGUAUUUCACAGUGAACAAUAAGGCCUUCUUGAUUUCCUAUGCGGAACAGAUCUUCUUUCAAUAUGUCAGCUCAGCACCGCUUUUGGUAGAUGUCUUCUUCACUAUAAGUGGUUUCCUGCAGACCUACAACUUUAUGCGAAACGCCAAACAGAUGCAAACAAUCCGUAACAAUAGUCAUCUGCAAAAUGUGAAACACUUCUUCAAGUUGCUCUUCCAUCGUUAUCUGAGACUCGGUCCACUAUACUUAGUGAUGAUGGGCACAGUGGACUUAUUUUACGCCUACAUUGCUGACGUGUCGGUUUACCAUAUAAGCGAGCGUUUUGAUGAGAAAUGCACGCAAUAUUGGUGGCGCAAUUUGCUUUUCAUACAGAAUUUUUUCAGCCACAAUGACAUGUGUCUCAAUUGGACCUGGUCAUUGGCGUGUGAGAUGCAAUACUAUGUCUUAGCGACCAUACUACUCUUUAUCUAUGCCAAAAACCCACGCUUGGUGAAAGGUUUUACCGCUGCCAUAUUAGUUGGCACCAUAGCCUGGAGUUACUCCAUUGGUUUGGAUGCCAAAUUUCAACUAUCCUUUGAUUCAGCUUUUGCCACGGGCACGAAAAUCUACAUUAGUCCCUUCGUACGAGUUUUACCCUAUGUACUGGGUGCCGUUAGCGCCUGGUAUCUGUUACAUCGCAAAUUGCAAAUUGACAUCAGUGACUUGAAGGAGAAAUGUUUAUGGAAUUUAGCGAUUUUGGUAUUCUUCAGCUGCAUCUAUUCGACCAUCAAGCGUGAUAUGUCCGUAUUUUCGGCCGUCACUCUCUUCAUUGUCGGUCGUUUACUCUUCUCGCUCAGUGUUUGUUGGAUGAUUGUGGGCAGCGCGACCGGGCGUGGCAUUUGGUGGUCGCGCAUUUUGGAAGCCAAAGUGUUUCAACACAUCAAUCGGGUGUCUUAUGCCAUUUAUAUGCUGAAUCCCUUAGUCAUAGCUUUCUUCUUCAGCUUGACGAAUGCGAGUACUAGUGCGGAUCCGUUGAUGAUGUGCGUGGUGUCAUCCGGAUUUAUUGUCAUUGUUUACCUAGUUUCGGUAGUGUUCUCGCUGGCCUUCGAAGUGCCCUACUGCAAUUGGUCCAGUUUGAUGCUUAAGGGUAGCCGCAGCAAGCAGAAAAGCCUUUAACUAUGCUAAUAACUGCCGCGGUUGAAUUUCAAAUCACGGACUUUGUAUAUAUUUAUGGCUAUUUUAUAGACGGUGUUAUUGUGGAAGUUAUGAAAACCUAGCGUAUAUGAAAAUAACGGUAUAUGCUUUGUUUUUCAAAUUUCCUCCCCUUAAAAUGCCUUAAGCCACUUAAUUUAGUAUUUUUGUUUUAAUUUCAUAUUUAAUUCAUUGUGAUCGUAAUCCAUCCAGUUGGGUAGAUAAAUAAGAUAUUGAUAUUAUAUACAAUAUAUAUAUGUAUGUAUGUGUGUACUUAUAUAUAUAUAUAUAUAUAUAUGUAUAUA